AUGACCACUUCUACACCAAAAAAGCUUUCCGGCUAUGAUUUCUUCCGAGAAACCUUGCGAUCCCCAAAGUUUAUUGUCGCCCCUAUGGUGGAUCAAUCCGAACAAGCUUGGCGCAUCCUCAGUCGUCGUUACAAUGCUGAUCUCUGCUAUACCCCCAUGUUUCACGCCAAGCUUUUCAGUGAUCCGACGCACGGAUAUAAAUACCGAGACGAACAGUGGAGUACUGAUAAGGAAGAUCGUCCGCUCAUUGUCCAGUUUUGUGCCAAUGAUCCUGAAAUCUUAUUGCGGGCAGCUAAACUUGUUGAAAAUGACUGUGACGCUGUGGAUCUCAAUUUGGGCUGUCCUCAGCAUAUCGCCAAGCGAGGACACUACGGUUCCUAUUUGCAAGACGAAUGGGAUCUCAUUACUCGCAUGAUCUCACUCCUGCAUCAAGAAUUGGCGAUCCCGGUCACCGCGAAAAUUCGGGUGUUCGAAUCGGUGGAAAAGACGAUUGCCUAUGCAAAGAUGGUUGAAGCGGCUGGAGCGCAAAUGUUGACUGUGCAUGGACGCCUGCGAGAACAAAAGGGCCAUCAUACCGGAUUAGCUGAUUGGGAUAAAAUUAAAGCGGUGAAACAAGCUGUCAAAAUUCCUGUGAUUGCCAACGGCAACAUCCUGUACUACGAAGAUGUUCAACGAUGCAUCGAUUAUACCGGAGUUGACGGUGUGAUGAGUGCGGAAGGCAAUCUUUAUAAUCCAGCCAUUUUCACUCAACGGCCACUGCCUCCUUGCACUUGGGAAAUGGCUCAGGAGUAUCUGGAGAUUUGUCGUGAUAUGUGCCCUACUCGCCCCGGGGUCAUGAAAGCCCAUUUGUUCAAGAUCUUUCAACCUAGUUUGUCUCAUCAUACCGACAUCCGAGCACGUUUAGCCACAGCCAACAGUUUCGAUCAGUUGUGGGACGUCACUAUGGCCAUGAAAGAGCGACUGGAACAUGAUCGCCAGUCCACGGGGGAAGCCGAUGGCUCCGGUCAAGCCGACGAAAAGGGAAUUCGGAGAUACGCCCACUGGCGGUGUCAGCCCUAUUUCCGUCCUGCGUUACCAGCCGAUCAUGGAAAAGCAAAAGGUGAACAACGCAAACUGGAGCGACUGGCUCAAGCCGCGACUGAAGAAGCAGUAGGCGCCAAGCAAGAGGUCGCUUCAGCAUCAUCUGUCGCAUAA
This is a messenger RNA of Radiomyces spectabilis, 1194 nucleotides long. Its product is annotated as dihydrouridine synthase-domain-containing protein. The coding region runs from base 1 to 1194 and encodes 397 amino acids. Lineage: Eukaryota; Fungi; Mucoromycota; Mucoromycetes; Mucorales; Radiomycetaceae. Gene Ontology annotation, biological process: tRNA processing. The record is from RefSeq and is a predicted model, not a curated record. Gene Ontology annotation, molecular function: flavin adenine dinucleotide binding; tRNA dihydrouridine synthase activity. The transcript has 3 exons.